AUGGAGAACAAUUCUAAUAAUCGGGAUAAAACUGCUGAAAGCAAUACGAAUGUAAUAUUACAGGGAGUGGCUUCUCCUAAGGCAGAUCAUAUAACGCUCAAUAAUCAGGUUCGGGAAUGCUUUAAUACAAUACAAGAAUAUGCUCCCGAAGAGUUGGAAAUUCAACCACUGAGCAGUAGGAAUGAUGCCAAAAAUCUGCAGAGCAAAAUCAAUCAGAACGAACUAAUUGAUAGAAGUUUAGUUGACACGAAGUUAACUCGGACCGGAGUACAUGAUAGUAAUGAUAAUAUGCCAUCAGGUAGAAAUUCAAAUACAGAUGUCAUGAAUAUAGCCGUUGGUAUAGACCCCAAAAAGAUUUGUCAAUUCUGUGGAAAGACAUUUGCACACUCGGGAUCUUUGGGAAGACACCUUGAUUUUUUCAAAGGUAAGAAGGGUCACCCGUUUUCUUUAAUUUCCAAGCUCAGAGCCAAUGUGGCUAGACGUGGAGAUCCAGAACUGGUAAAAGCACGCAGAAGGGAAAAAGCGAGGAAAUAUAAUCAAAGGGAUUAUGUCAAAGCUAAAAACAGAGCCAGGAGGAAGAUUAUGAGUAAAGUUUAUCGUGUGAAAGAAUCAGCAGAAAUGAAAUUUUAUAAAUCCAUUAACACACCUACACUUGAAGAAAGCCCAUCAUUUCCACGGCUGUUUCUUUUCUUUAUCCCGUCAACUUUAUGGCCCGAUGAUCUUCCCGACGAGUAUCAACUGAAGCAACUAAUUGAAUGGCUUCGAAAGGAGGUCUACAACAAAAAUAGGCUCGGCAUGCUCCUUACGUAUAUUUCGCUUGAUAGAAUUCUAACGAAGGUGGAGAAAGCAUUUGCUCAAUGGAUGAAUUAUGACAAUCAAACAAGACAAGUCCUUUGGAACAAGGAAAUGAGACGAGCAGCAUGUGAUGCCAUUGGUCAGCUCAGUUUAUUUGAUUUUGCAACUAGAAAAACCUAUGCAGGUCUACUGGCAGAUAAGAAGAAGCAGGAGAUAGUUAGUGAAAUAAAUGGAGGAGCCGAGCGUGAAAAGACUGUAGAGGAAAAGCAAUCUGAAUUCACGAUAGGUAAUAAUUCCAUUUUCGAUAAUAGUAAAGGGGAUCAAUUUACUCCAUCAGAAGUUGCUGAAGUUGCAAAGGCAGCUACAAUUGAAGAAUAG
Brettanomyces bruxellensis is the source of this 1173-nucleotide messenger RNA. RefSeq lists its product as uncharacterized. Bases 1 to 1173 code for a protein of 390 amino acids. NCBI's taxonomy places the organism in Eukaryota, Fungi, Ascomycota, Pichiomycetes, Pichiales, Pichiaceae. The transcript has a single exon. The record is from RefSeq and is a predicted model, not a curated record.